This is a messenger RNA of Psammomys obesus (fat sand rat), 4760 nucleotides long. It is a transcript of the gene Cald1, whose product is annotated as caldesmon 1. The transcript has 14 exons. Gene Ontology annotation, cellular component: actin cytoskeleton. Lineage: Eukaryota; Metazoa; Chordata; Mammalia; Rodentia; Muridae. The record is from RefSeq and is a predicted model, not a curated record. Gene Ontology annotation, molecular function: myosin binding; actin binding; calmodulin binding. Gene Ontology annotation, biological process: angiogenesis; muscle contraction; actin filament bundle assembly. The coding region runs from base 278 to 2533 and encodes 751 amino acids.
ACAGGACAAUGCAUACCACCGCCCGCUGACUGUAAACAUAGGGGCUGUGUGUUCACUUAGCAUGGACUUCUGGGAGGGGCCAAGAAAGGGCGGUCUGCAGUUUUAUUGAAUAGAGCAGUGUGCAUUAGGCUGGCUGCCUGCCUGCCUGCUCUCUUGCUGUGUUGCUUAAAGGAAUCCCGGCUCCCUUUCCGACGACAGCGAGCGAGACGUCCUCCUCUGUGGGAAGAAGCUGCAGCCGCAGAGGUAUUAUCUGGGCCCCCAAACCUAAAACCUCACGAUGGAUGAUUUUGAACGGCGCAGAGAACUCAGGAGGCAAAAGCGGGAGGAGAUGCGGCUGGAAGCGGAGAGAAUUGCCUAUCAGAGGAACGAUGAUGAUGAAGAAGAGGCUGCCAGGGAACGGCGCCGCCGAGCCCGGCAGGAAAGGCUGCGGCAGAAGCAAGAGGAAGAGUCCUUGGGACAGGUGACAGAGCAGGUGGAGAUCCAUGCUCAGAACAGUGUCCCUGAUGAAGAGUCUAAGCCAGCCACUACAAACACUCAGGUAGAAGGCGAUGAGGAGGCUGCGUUACUGGAGCGCCUGGCUAGGCGAGAAGAAAGACGUCAAAAACGUCUUCAAGAAGCCUUAGAGCGUCAGAAGGAGUUUGACCCGACCAUAACAGAUGCCAGUCUGUCAAUCUCAAGCAGAAGGGUGCAAAAUGACAUGGCAGAAAAUGAGACACUAGAGAAGGAAGAAAAAAGAGAGAGUCGCCCAGGGUGGUAUGAGGUGGAAGAAACAGAAGUAGUCAUCAGGUCCUACCAGAAGAACAACUAUGAAGAUGCUGAAGACAAAAAGAAAGAAGAAAAGGAGGAGGAGGAGGAAGAGGAGAAGCUGAAGGGAGGGAGCCGUGGCGAAAAUCAGGUAGAGGAGAUGGUAGAAGAGAAAACACCAGAAAUCCAAGAGGAAGCUGUGGUAAUGGUAUUGGAAAAUGGGCAAGUCAGUGCAGAAGAGUCUAAAGGAGAGGGGGAGAGGGAAGAAGACACAGAGGAGAUAGCCCAUCGAAAAAGGAUGGAGGAAGAAGAAAGAGAGAGAGCUGAGGCAGAGAGGCUGAGGUUGGAAGCAGAAGAACAAGAAAGACUCAAGGCUGAGCAAGAUAGGAAGCUAGCAGAGGAACAGGCAAGGAUCGAAGCUGAGCAAAGGGCAGCUGCAGAAGAAAGGGAAAGGAGGGAGGCAGAGGAGCGGGCAAGGAUUGAGGAGGAACAGAGAAGAAUGGUUGAGGAGCAACAGAAGGCUAAGGCAGAAGAAGAGGAGAAGGCCAGGCUAGAGGAGCAAAAGCAAAGAAAGCAGCUAGAGAAGCAAAGGAGUGAGAAGCAAGAAGCAAAGGACAAGGGGGACAAGGGAGCUAAGAAGACAGACAGGAAAGGGGUGAAUGAAAGGAAAGAGCAAGAAGACAGACUUCAGACAGCUGUCCCAAAGGAGCAGGAAAGGGAAGAGGAAAGAGGAGCUAAAGGGCAAGCUCAAAGACCAAAGGCCCAAGAUAACAAGCCUGCCUUCAAAAAGGAAGAGAUCAAAGAUGAGAAGAUUAAAAAGGACAAAGAGCCCAAAGAAGAAGUCAAGAGCUUCUUGGAUCGCAAGAAAGGAUUUACAGAAGUGAAGGCACAGAAUGGAGAAUUCAUGACACACAAACUUAAACAAACCGAGAAUGCUUUCAGCCGCUCAGGAGGCAGGGCCGGUGGGGACAAGGAAGCCGAAGGCGCCACACAAGUGGAAGCCGGCAAGAGGCUCGAGGAGCUGCGCCGGCGCCGCGGGGAGACGGAGAGCGAAGAGUUCGAAAAACUCAAACAGAAGCAGCAGGAGGCAGCCCUGGAGCUGGAAGAGCUGAAGAAAAAGAGGGAAGAGAGAAGGAAGGUCCUGGAGGAAGAGGAGCAGAAGAGGAAGCAGGAGGAGGCUGACCGAAAAGCAAGAGAGGAGGAAGAGAAGAGGAGGCUAAAGGAAGAGAUUGAACGGAGAAGGGCAGAAGCUGCUGAGAAACGCCAGAAGAUGCCAGAAGAUGGCCUGUCCGAGGACAAGAAGCCAUUCAAGUGCUUCACCCCUAAAGGCUCAUCUCUCAAGAUAGAGGAACGAGCAGAAUUUUUGAAUAAGUCUGUGCAGAAAAGUGGUGUCAAAUCUCCUCAUCAAGCAGCAGUAGUCUCCAAGAUUGACAGCCGGCUGGAGCAGUACACCAAUGCGAUUGAGGGAACAAAAGCUUCAAAACCUACUAAGCCUGCAGCGUCGGAUCUUCCUGUUCCUGCUGAAGGUGUCCGCAAUAUCAAGAGCAUGUGGGAGAAAGGGGAUGUGUUUUCAUCUCCCUCUGCCUCGGCAACACCAAAUAAGGAGACUGCUGGCCUGAAGGUGGGCGUUUCCAGCCGCAUCAAUGAAUGGCUAACUAAAUCUCCAGAUAGCAACAAGUUACCAGCUCCCAAGCCUUCUGACUUGAGGCCUGGAGAUGUUUCUGGCAAGCGGAACCUCUGGGAAAAGCAAUCUGUGGAUAAGGUCACUUCCCCCACUAAGCAGGUUUGAAACAAUCGGGAGAAAGAACCCAACUGCAAGACGUUUUGCUGGGCCAGCUCAGUUGUAGGGGGCUAAUUGCUCUGUUUAUAUUUAUGUUGAUUUACUAAAUUGGGUUCAUUUUCCUUUUUUUAAAAAAAAUUUUCCAAUAUCCCAAUAAACCCAUAUAUAUGCUCACUAUAUUUAAUAACCACAUCUAGAGAUGUUCAUGGUCAAAGUACUGCCUUUGCAGAGGAGCCUGUUUCCAAAGAAACCCAUGCUGUGAAGUAGACUCGCUACUGUCGUUCCAGCAGUGAGAACCACCACUUCGGAAGUCAACAAAAGGAAUUUGAGGUUAAGAUUAUCUGAGGAAUGAAUGCAGUAUCUAGGGAGGAAAUGAACCAUAGGUUUUGUUUUGUCUCAAUACAGACAUCAUGUUUCUGCACUUUAGACUAAAGUAUGGAAGAAAUUAUCUAAGUAGGCAAUCAAAAGUAACCCAUUUCAGAUCUGAUACAGGGCAGUAAUGAUUGUCUUUAUAAAAGAUGUACUGUUGACAUAUUGCUUUUUUAUGUGCUGAUUCAUACCUAAAUUGGGUGAUUAUUUUAGCUGACAGUGGUACUGAUUUUUUUUUCAGGUUAGAUGCUUUGCAAAUUUCUUUGGUAGUAAUUGUAGACUGAACCACAUUUAGAUAACCCAACUAUGUAAUGUAUGUGCAUACAUGUCUACAGACACACUAAUAGUAGACUGCUCUUUCAUGUGCUAGACUAUUAUAUUGCAUAGUAUGUCCUUGUAACUAACCAAUAUCACAGCUUUUGAAGAUUAAAAAUCACAAUAUUAUAUUAAUAUUUCAUAUUUGCCAUGGAAGUUAGGUAUAGAUAUGUUUUCAAUGCCUGAUGAUGUAUAAGAAAAAAAAAUUGGGAAAAAAAAGGAGAUUAGAAGUGUCAAAAUUAGUUGAAAUUUCUUCUAAGACCUAGUCUUUAGUUUAUAAUUGAGGGCAGUCUUGAAGUCCAGUGUAAAUUUUAAGACUACCAUUUGGACGAUGCUCAAACCCUGCUUUUUGUGACAGUGAUGUUCCCAAGAAAAAGUUGACUUACAUGGUAUCUAAGGUGUCCUCCUUCUCUAACAUUUAGAAUCAAGCAUCUGGUGACAGUAUUGCACAAAUUAAAAUUUAUGUAGAUGCCGAAACAAAGCCCAAUUUUGCCUCCUAGAAGCAUACAGGCAAAGUGAGCAAAAAGCAUGGCAGUCCUUCUAUCUUUAUGUACUCGGACUUUUUAAAUUAAAAUUUUCUGCCUUUAUUAGUCAGUUGAUACUGUCAUAAGUUGAUAAUAUCUUAAAAUUUCAAAAGUAUAUGUAAAUUUUAAGUUUUAUUUCUUCCCCCAAGGGUCCUUAGGGACUCACCAUUCAGAUAUCAGAUCCUAUGUUAGCUUAUAUCUUUAUUUUCUUCCCAACAGAUAAUGAAAAGUACUCUAGUGCUUUACAAAAUGUUCUUAUAUAGAACAUUCUAUGUAUACAGUGUCAUUGUACAAACUCAUACCUCAGCUGACUUAACCAAAAUUAUCUUAGUCUCCAUUCCUUCCACACUGGGAGAGCGUCCAAAAUAACUAUUUCCUAGUCCACAUAUUUCCCUUCAAGAGGGAAGAGUUGGCUUGAGGGGUGACCACUAUCUUGAAAAGUCUAUUUUUCUCACAAAUUAGUAAAAGUUAGUUGGAUUCCCUAGCUUCUGGCAAACUUGGGCCAAAGGAAAGCCACUAAGACUACCCAAGUCAUCUACCCACGACAGAGUAGACACAAGUCUAUGAUAAGAUAAAUAGAAUGCACAUGGCACACCUAUGGAAAUGACUUCCAUCAUUGGAGUAAAAUGGGUCAAAGUUCGAGUUAAGGUGGAUGGUGAGGGGUCAUGGUUGUGUUAACAAAGGCCUUCUACUAUUUUAUAGGCCCUUUGUUGUUAAGCCUUUAAGAAAGUUCCAAGUUGUAAAAAGAAUACUUUGAUCCUACAUUUUAUUCCAAAUUUGGAUGACAUGAGUUUUAGGGUAGAAUUCUGUUCCGUUUAGAUUUAAUCUUUGAAAAAGCAAAUUCCUCAUUUACUUGGAUUACAGCUCUCUGUCAUCUUUAAGAGGGGAAGCUGCAAGCUGACUAGCAUGUUCUGUGAAUCUGCCAUUGUUAAACAUGUUCUUAACACUUGACAUUUUUCACUGAGAAUUGAUUGCUGCAAUAAAAUAUAUUGUGAAAAUGCAUCCACAAUAAAUGGAAUUCUUCCAAA